Messenger RNA from Cricetulus griseus (Chinese hamster), 4286 nucleotides. The record is from RefSeq and is a predicted model, not a curated record. NCBI's taxonomy places the organism in Eukaryota, Metazoa, Chordata, Mammalia, Rodentia, Cricetidae.
UCUCCUCCGUAGGUCUGCAACAAACGGGAGAAGCGCCUGGCGGACCCCACCCUGGAGAAGUACGUGCUCACCGUGGUGCUGGACACCAUCAACGCCUUCUUCAGCUCCCCGUUUUCAGAGAACAGCACGUCACUACAGACACACCAGACAAUUGUGGUACAGUUGCUGCAAUCCACCACACGGCUGCUCGAGUGUCCUUGGCUGCAGCAGCAGCACAAGGGUUCUGUGGAGGCCUGUGUCCGCACCCUCGCCAUGGUGGCCAAGAGCCGGGCCAUCUUGUUGCCCAUGGAUCUGGACGCGCACAUGAGCGCUCUGCUCAGCAGUGGGGGCAGCUGUGCCGCCGCAGCCCAACGUAGUGCUGCCAACUAUAAGACGGCCACGAGGACCUUCCCUCGCGUCAUCCCCACCGCCAACCAGUGGGACUACAAGAACAUCAUUGAGAAGCUUCAGGACAUCAUCACGGCCCUGGAAGAGCGGCUGAAGCCUCUGGUGCAGGCUGAGCUCUCGGUGCUGGUGGACGUGCUGCACUGGCCCGAGCUGCUCUUUCUGGAGGGCAGUGAGGCCUACCAGCGCUGUGAGAGUGGUGGCUUCCUGUCCAAGCUCAUCCGUCACACGAAGGGCCUCAUGGAGUCCGAGGAGAAGCUGUGUGUGAAGGUGCUGAGGACCCUGCAGCAGAUGCUGCUGAAGAAGAACAAGUAUGGCGACCGGGGCAACCAGCUGCGCAAGAUGCUGUUGCAGAAUUACCUCCAGAACCGGAAGUCCAGCUCCCGGGGCGAGCUCCCUGACCCCUCAGGCUCUGGCCUGGACCAGGACUGGUCAGCCAUCGCAGCCACCCAGUGCCGGCUGGACAAGGAGGGGGCCACCAAGUUGGUCUGCGACCUCAUCACCAGCACCAAGAAUGAGAAGAUCUUCCAGGAGAGCAUCGGCCUGGCCAUCCGCCUGCUGGACGGAGGCAACACCGAGAUCCAGAAAUCUUUCUACAACCUGAUGACUGGUGACAAGAAGUCAGAGCGCUUCUUCAGGGUGCUGCAUGACCGCAUGAAGCGAGCCCAGCAGGAGACCAAGUCCACGGUUGCUGUCAACAUGAGCGACCUGGGCAGUCAGCCGCGGGAGGACCGUGAGCCAGUAGACCCCACCACCAAAGGCCGCGUGGCCUCCUUCUCCAUGCCCAGCUCCUCCCGCUAUUCACUGGGCCCCAGCUUGCACCGGGGCCGUGAGGCGAGUGAUCGCGUGCAGAGCAGUGAGAUGGGCGCCUCGGUGCUGGUCAUGAGGCCCAUCCUGCGCUUCCUGCAGCUGCUGUGUGAGAACCACAACCGUGACCUGCAGAACUUCCUGCGCUGUCAGAACAACAAGACCAACUACAAUCUGGUGUGUGAGACUCUGCAGUUCCUGGACAUCAUGUGUGGCAGUACCACAGGGGGGCUGGGGCUGCUGGGGCUCUACAUCAACGAGGACAAUGUGAGCCUGGUCAUCCAGACCCUGGAGACCCUCACAGAGUACUGCCAGGGCCCGUGCCAUGAGAACCAGACCUGCAUUGUGACUCACGAGUCCAAUGGCAUUGACAUCAUCACGGCACUGAUUCUCAAUGACAUCAGCCCGCUCUGCAAGUACCGCAUGGAUCUGGUCCUGCAGCUCAAGGACAAUGCCUCCAAGCUGCUGCUGGCUCUGAUGGAAAGUCGGCAUGACAGUGAGAAUGCAGAACGCAUCCUCAUCAGCCUGCGGCCUCAGGAGCUGGUGGACGUGAUCAAGAAGGCCUACCUGCAGGAGGAGGAGCGGGAGAACUCCGAGGUGAGCCCACGCGAAGUGGGCCACAACAUCUACAUCCUAGCCCUUCAGCUUUCCAGGCACAACAAACAGCUGCAGCACCUGCUGAAGCCUGUGAAACGCAUCCAGGAGGAGGAAGCGGAGGGCAUCUCUUCCAUGCUCAGCCUCAACAACAAGCAGCUGUCCCAAAUGCUCAAGUCCUCCGCGCCUGCCCAGGAGGAGGAGGAAGACCCUCUGGCCUACUACGAGAACCACACCUCACAGAUUGAGAUUGUGCGGCAAGACCGAAGCAUGGAGCAGAUUGUGUUCCCAGUGCCUGGCAUCUGCCAGUUCCUGACAGAGGAGACCAAGCACCGGCUCUUCACCACCACAGAGCAGGAUGAGCAGGGCAGCAAAGUGAGCGACUUCUUCGACCAGUCCUCCUUCUUGCACAAUGAGAUGGAAUGGCAGCGCCGGCUUCGCAGUAUGCCACUCAUUUACUGGUUCUCCCGCCGCAUGACGCUGUGGGGCAGCAUCUCCUUCAACCUGGCUGUGUUCAUCAACAUCAUCAUUGCUUUCUUCUACCCCUAUGUAGAGGGUGCGUCCACAGGCGUGCUGGGCUCCCCACUCAUCUCGCUGCUCUUCUGGAUCCUCAUCUGCUUCUCCAUCGCGGCCCUGUUCACCAAGCGCUACAGUGUCCGCCCCCUCAUCGUGGCGCUCAUUCUACGCUCCAUCUACUACUUGGGCAUUGGGCCCACACUCAAUAUCCUGGGCGCCCUCAAUCUUACCAACAAGAUCGUGUUUGUGGUGAGCUUCGUGGGCAACCGUGGUACCUUCAUCCGUGGCUAUAAGGCCAUGGUCAUGGACAUGGAGUUCUUGUACCAUGUGGGCUACAUCCUGACGAGUGUCCUGGGCCUCUUUGCUCACGAGCUAUUCUACAGCAUCCUGCUCUUUGACCUCAUCUACCGUGAGGAGACGCUGUUUAAUGUCAUCAAGAGUGUGACUCGCAAUGGCCGUUCCAUCCUGCUGACUGCCCUCCUGGCCCUCAUACUAGUUUACCUCUUCUCCAUCGUGGGGUUCCUCUUCCUCAAGGAUGACUUCAUCCUGGAGGUGGACCGGCUGCCUGAGAACCACUCUAGAGCCAGCACCCUGGGCAUGCCACACGGAACUGCCACGUUUGUGGGCACAUGUAGCGGGGACAAGAUAGACUGUGCCUCGGAGGUCUCUGUGCCCGAGAUCCUAGAAGUAGACGAGGAGCCGGACAGCACUGAGCGGGCCUGUGACACUCUACUCAUGUGCAUCGUCACCGUCAUGAACCACGGACUGCGCAACGGAGGUGGUGUGGGUGACAUCCUCCGCAAGCCCUCCAAAGAUGAGUCUCUGUUCCCUGCCCGGGUGGUGUAUGACCUCCUGUUCUUCUUCGUUGUCAUCAUCAUCGUGCUGAAUCUCAUCUUUGGGGUGAUCAUCGACACCUUCGCUGACCUGCGCAGCGAGAAGCAGAAGAAAGAGGAGAUCCUCAAGACCACAUGCUUCAUAUGUGGCCUGGAGAGGGACAAGUUUGACAACAAGACGGUGUCCUUCGAGGAGCACAUCAAGCUGGAGCACAACAUGUGGAACUACCUGUACUUCAUCGUGCUGGUCCGUGUCAAGAACAAGACCGACUACACGGGCCCUGAGAGCUACGUGGCGCAGAUGAUCAAGAACAAGAACCUGGAUUGGUUCCCACGGAUGCGUGCCAUGUCCCUGGUGAGCAGCGAGGGGGAGGGGGAGCAGAAUGAGAUCCGAAUCCUGCAGGAGAAACUUGGCUCCACCAUGAAGCUGGUGUCGCACCUCACCGCCCAGCUCAAUGAGCUCAAGGAGCAGAUGACAGAGCAGCGGAAACGGAGGCAACGCCUGGGCUUUGUAGAUGUGCAGAACUGUAUCAGCCGCUGAGAGGAGCCGUGGAAGCCCCCACAGGAGAGCUGCUGCCCUUCCUUCAGGCCAGGUGGCCCAUCAGCCUCCGAGGCCAGGUGCCUGCCCCACCUCCUGCUCUGCUGGCACUCCCUCAGGCCAGGCUCUGGCCAGCAGGGGUACGGCAGAGCAGACAGUCCUGCUUAGAGCCCUUGAAGACUCAGUUUACCUUAGUGCCUUAGAGGACACUAGGUCCUCCAGACUGCUGUGCCUCAAAGCAGUAACUGACAGUCCUCAGUGGUCCUCGCAGGGUUAGAAGCGGGCUGUCUCUCAUCUCCAAGCACUACACUGUGGCUGUCCCCUGCCUUCCUCCUGCCACAGGAAGGCGGCAGCCUGCUAUUAGCUACUUAAGGCUUUGAAACUUAACUUAUUCCCAGCGGUCAUCCCACCCCGUUGUGCCUGCUGGAGACAGUGUGCUCUGUCCACGUAGCCUGAUGAUUCAGGAUGGAUGGGUUUGUAGGCAAGAGCCACAAGCCCGAGGGACAAGGACUGAGCUGUGUGAAAGUGGUGUUUGUCAUGUUUUACAAGUCUUAUGUCCUGAGAACUAAUGUGUUAACUGCCUUAAAUAAAUUAAUAGACACCAGGUCCACCAA